This is a messenger RNA of Spirodela intermedia, 2829 nucleotides long. Lineage: Eukaryota; Viridiplantae; Streptophyta; Magnoliopsida; Alismatales; Araceae. The record is from the annotation of a GenBank genome assembly.
AUGCAUAUUGAGGAGUUGAAGGAGGAUGCCGAUCCGGAGAUUGGGGAAUUAGGUGGUUUGGCAUGGAAGGUGGGGGCCGUGGUGGAUGGGAAUAAAAGGGCAGUUGUCGGGGUGGGUGCCCGAUUCCUGUUCUACCCCACCCUCCUGUACAACGUCGUCAGGAACAAAAUCCAGACGGAAUUUCGUUGGUGGGACAAGAUCGACGAUGUGAGUCCCUUCAACACCGUAGCCUUCUUUUUCAAUGAUCUUAAUUUCCUGUUUCAAAUUCUUUGUAUAUUCCUCUCGUGAUUUAUAUUAAUAUGCUUCGAUAUAUUCUUGAUUGUCUUUUUCUUGUUUAAAAUAUUUUGCUUCUUAGGCGGCUAUUUGAUCUAGUUUUAGUUAUCCUCCUUUGGUUUGCAGUUUUGCAAUAGACGCUAUUUUCCCGGGUUUUGAAAUGGGUUAAUUAUUUAUUAUAAUUUGAAAUAGACGCUAUCCUCCGUUGGUUUGCUGUUUUGCAAUAGACGCUAUUUUCCCGGGCUUGAAACGUUGGUAGUGUCCGUUCAUUUUAUAUUGUUCAGUGUGGUAACAUGGUGAAUAUUAAUUUAAUGUUAAUUAUUCAUUAUAAAUUUUGGGUUUUUGAUCACACACACUAUCUGCUUCAGUGGCAUUUUUAUUUAAUUAUUGAGAUUAAAUAUUGAUGUUACUUGAUCUAAUGGCUUAUGGUCAGUGCUCAGUUUUCUCUCAAUCUGUUGCCAUUUUAAUCAUCAUUUCCAAUUGUAGAUUGUGUUUACAUGAUUCUGAAUCCUUUUUCAGAGCAUGUUUUACUUAUUACACUGACUCCCAUCCUACCAGUUCCUUUUGUUAGGUGCUGUUCCGUUCCCCAAAGAUGUCCUUCGUUUAAAGCAACUUGGUGUCUGCGGAGUGAUCACCAUGAACGAGCCAUAUGAGACUCUGGUUCCCAGGUCACUUUAUCUUGUAAGUUCAUCACAAUCAUAUUAUUUGAAAUCCUACCCAAUGAGAACAUGGUUCUUCGGCGCAGGCAUCAUUUACAUUCACACUUCUGCUUCAAGUAUCUGUUUGAUGACGAUGACUGUAUAUCUGGUUAUUUUUCCUCAGGGUCAAAACAUGUCAGCUCUUAGUUUUUUAAUUUUUUAAUUUUUUUAUUUAUUGAAAGAUCUAAGUUUAGACAUUUCUCUUCUGGGGAUCUUUUUUUUAUGGUGAGGAAUGUUAGGGGUGGAUAAACAGUUGAGGGCUUAUGAUCCUGACCACAUUCCAUAUUCUGCACAUAUAUAAACGAUAUAUAUAUGCUUUUCAUUUGAAAGCUCCAUCUCAGGCAAAAACCAUUGUGCUCAUGGUUAAAGCAUCCCACUUAAAGCAUUGGAGGUGCUGCUGAUUAGAACAGAAAGACUCUCAAAUGAUGAUCGGAAAAAGCCCGACUAGAAUGCCACUAAGGAUUGAAUGUCUUUCGAAAGUGUGUUCAACUUUGUGCUGGUUUUCUUGUGUAGGCUCAUGGAAUCGAGAACUUGGUGCUCCCUACUAGGGACUACCUCUUCGCACCGUCCUUUGGAGAUAUAUGCAGAGCCGUUGACUUUAUCCACAGUGAGUAUCUCCCCAGAUGCAGCUCGUGCUUUUGUACAGUAUCAUACAGCAGCACCCUUGGAUUGCAUUUAGAAUUUUAUAUCAUCAAAAUGUUCUGGAUUACAAGAUCAGAAGCCAGGAGACGAACUGGUUUCUUAAUUUUUUUGUUGAAUUGACGUUAUAGGAAUAUUAAUGUACAUAUAUAGACAACAAUAUUCUAGUGUUCGGACCCAAGAAACAUCUCUGCUGAGAGGCUACUGAGCAUCCAGUUGACCCGCUUUCACCGAAAACCUCACCCAGAAACCAAUCAUUUGUCUGAAGUUCACCCCUUACGGUUGGUUGUGUGCCUAAUCCUUGUUCUAAGAGGUUCUUCUCCUCUCCCACAAUUCGUCGCGCGGCAGUAUAUUUGUUUCUCCGUAUACUUCUCUCGCGAAUAAUUUCUCUGGGUCACAAUCUGCUUCUGAUCGUCUGUCGGCCUCUUUGAAGAGAACGCCUCCUGUGGGAAGACGACCUACGUCCACUGUAAAGCUGGCCGCGGUCGCAGUACGACCAUUGUCCUCUGUUAUCUGGUACGCCUCCUACUUAAUCAAUCCUCUUCAGAACCAACAGAGAGAGAGAGAGAGAGAGAGAGAUGGGGAUCUUCAUGUUCUUCCUUUCCCCCCUUGGGCAGGUGGAACACCGCCAGAUGGACCCCGCCGGCGCCUACAACUACGUCAGAUUGAGACGGCCGAGGGUUCUUCUCGCAGCGUCCCAGUGGCAGGUGAGGCCCCUCUUAUUUGUAUGCCUCGUUUGUGGGUUAUGUUCGUGGAAAUUUUGAGCGAUGGAGGAUUUUGCUUGAGGUUGACUUAAUGGGGAUUUUGAAAGGAAUGAGUUUUGUGAUUCUGGUAGGCUGUUCAAGAGUUCUACUGUCGGAGAGUCUUGAAUCCGACCGUUGCGGCCGCCCGGAGGCUCCUGCCCUUGGAGGAGAGCUGCCUGAGCUCCUGGAGCGCCGCCAUCCCCUUCGAAGAGAGCUCCUUCACGAUCGUGUCGGCCGCGGAUCUCGACGGCUACGACGAAGAGGACGGCCGCCGUGAGGUAUGGGCGGCGGAGGUGAGCCUCGUUUACAGGGUGCAAUUCGCAGGUCGGGCAGCGCUCGCGGGGCUCUCCUGCUUCUGGGUCCGCCGCCGCCGUCACCUCCCCGGAGCGCCCGCGAAGGAGAGUUGCUCUCUGGCGGCAGAGCGGGCGGCCGGUGGCCACCCCUGCCUCCUCAGCGGCGUCGCCGUGGGGUUGUAA